This is a messenger RNA of Theobroma umbraticum, 633 nucleotides long. The record is from RefSeq and is a predicted model, not a curated record. Lineage: Eukaryota; Viridiplantae; Streptophyta; Magnoliopsida; Malvales; Malvaceae.
AUGGCAUAUUUCAUGAGUAACUUAAUCAUGAAGCAUUCUAUUGACAAUUUGAUUGAAGAAGUAGAGAUAGUAACACCAGGUGAGGUGUUGGGAAGGGCCACAAAUCUCAAAGCAGGAAAAAGAGCUUAUGUAACAUAUCGUAACAAGACCAUCUAUGCUUUCCUCACUAGUUUCCGCUGCAUCAAAUCCCUUCCUCCUGAUCACCGGAGAUUGAUUGCGAAGGUAACUGGUAACAAAGCCCAUGGUCCUGUUUCGGAGUCCGGUUCUGUUGUCAUUGCCCGAGUUACAAAGGUGACAGCUAGGAUAACAUCAAUAGAUAGUAUGUGUGUUGGUACAGAGUCUGUGAGAGAAAAAUUUAGUGGUAUAAUUGGGCAACAAGAUGUUAGAGCAACUGAAAUUGACAAAGUGGAUAUGCACUUGUCAUUUCGUCCUAGUGACAUUGUCAGAGUUGUAGUGCUGUCCCUUGGAGAUGCACGGGCUUAUCAUCUAUCAACUGCUAAGAAUGAACUGAGUGUCAUCUCUGAUAAGAGCUCAGCAGGUGCAGCAACAAUGGUUCCAAUAAGUUGGGCGGAAAUGCAGUGUCCAUUGACAGGCCAACUUGAGCAAAGGAAGGUUGCAAAGGUUGAAAGUUAA